CAGGGCGCGGAGCGCGCAGCCCAGAGCCGGCAGCCGGCUGUUGCCUGCCCUCGUGUCCUGGGCGGCUGUCGGGUUCCUGGAGAGCGCGUCCAGCCAUGGAGCCUUUGCACAAAGACGCCGAGACGGCGGCAGCGGCGGCGGCUGUGGCAGCGGCUGACCCCCGGGGGGCGUCGUCGUCCAGCGGGGUGGUCGUGCAGGUUCGCGAGAAGAAGGGCCCCUUGCGCGCCGCCAUCCCCUACAUGCCCUUCCCGGUGGCUGUCAUCUGUCUCUUCCUCAACACUUUCGUGCCGGGAUUGGGUACCUUCGUCUCGGCCUUCACCGUGCUGUGUGGGGCCCGCACUGACCUCCCAGACAGGCACGUGUGCUGCGUCUUCUGGCUGAAUAUCGCUGCGGCCCUAAUUCAGGUGCUCACGGCCAUCGUUAUGGUGGGCUGGAUCAUGAGCAUCUUCUGGGGCAUGGACAUGGUCAUCCUUGCCAACUGCCAGAUGCACCCACCGAUCUCAACAGCCACGGCCUUUUCACUUCUUCUCAAAAGGUGGAUGCCCCCCUCCCAUGAGAUGGGCUGGUCUUGCACUAAGCAGCCAUGUUUGAGGAGGGGGUCUUGGAAUAGCCCCUUAGAAGGGAACAGCUGCAACUGACUUUGUCCCAGGAACAGCUGGCUAGAGGGUUGUUCCUCUGGCAUCACUCACAUAUGAACACAGGUUGGGUUUCCAUGGCACCUUGGCCACCAGCAAACACAGUAUCAAAUAAAAACUUCUGAGAAGAAUCAGAGUCGGCUGAACAUCGAUGCUCCGUCUAUGUUAACAGCGAGCGGCAACAGUCAUAGCAGCCUGUUUUGAUUGCUAGUCACUACUUUCUGGUAGCUCUCCUGGCUGCUCUUUCUAUGGCUACGUCCACAUCAGACACUGAUAAUCAUUUGUGACAUUUGUCUCGGCAUAAGGCUCUGGGCAGUCAUUACCAAUCGAUCUGAGAUGUCUCCAAGAUGUUUUCCAUUCUCAGGUCUUUCCCAAAGCAGCAGGCGUUAUACUGUGGGUCCGGUCCGUGGAAAGGACUAAUAGUGUAGCCCAGACAGAGCGGGGCUGGGACCAGGGCAGGUCACUGCGGCCUCUUUAGUUUGUCGGUCACAUCUGCCUUCUCUGUACCUGUCCCUCUUCUAAACCGCCCAGAAUGCACCCUGAGAGCAUGGGCUGGGAGCGGGGGAGUGAAGAAGGCAGAAAGUCAGGCGGUGAGCAGAGGUGUGAGAAUGGCUGGAGGCGGCACUAGGCAGCCGGGGGCAGGACAAUGUGGUGCAGUCAACCGGCAGAGCUGGCCACAGUGGCUGCUCACUGGAAGGACCAAGCCCACGUUGGCUGAAGCCCUGUCUUGGCGGGGUCUUUGGUAGAGUACCCCCCUCACCUUACAUUGCCAGUGCUUUGGCUUCUGUGUUCAGACUGUUUCUCUUUCUCUCUCCUCUUCCCUCUGCUGCCUUGCCUCUCUGCGGCUGCAGUCUCCCAAGGUGAGUCUGUUGGUAGAUGCGCACCCUCUCUCCUGCAGAUACCCAGCCUUUUAUAGGUGAAUGGUUAGUUGCGUUUGUAGCCUUUCUUUGGGAAGGAGAGUGCCUAGCAUAACAGGUCCCUAACGUCUCCACCAUCUUUGGCCACUCAGGACCACGCUCAUCACCUCUGCUUCCCCCAGGCCCCUAACCAUCACUGGAUUGUUAACACCUAAGAUUGACAGGAGACCCACUACACAGAGAGAGACCCAGCUUGGGCUCCUGGCAUUCCUUCUUAGACCGAGGUAACUGGCUGGCAGAGUCACAGCCUAGCACCCCCUUCCCUGCUGCCUCAGCUCCUGUAAUCUCACCCGAUCAGAUUAGCAACAAUUCCCUCACAUCAUCAGUGCUCCAACUUUCCCAGGGAGGGAUGUGGAUACAGCCAGGGGAGAAGCACUAGUCAGUGCCUAUGAGGGCCUGGGUUUCAUCUCUGAUACGGGAAAACAAAAAUCUCACGAUUAGCAACAAUGCUCUGAAGACGCAGUGUGCUCCGGCCCCGUUCCUGUCCCAGCCAUGCAGCUGGUUGAACAAAUGUCAGACAGUCGUUCCCUUCUUGGAUGGCCAACCUCAUCCUUUCUUCCCUUCUUUCCUCCAUCUCUCCUUCCCUCUUCCCUCUUCCCUCCUAUGUAGCCUUGCCUGUAAAUAGGUUUUUGCUGCUCACUGUACAAAUAAGGUCCUCAUAUUGUAAACAAGGUCCCGUUAGUAUAUUCUGGUCCGGGGCCAUGUUAGACAAAUCCCAAAGGGGGUGUCCCCUAACUGCCUCUCCUCUUCUCCUUCCUCACAGGGUACAAGGAUCAGGGUAUCCCACAGCAGCUGUGAGCCUCCAGGACCUGCCAGGGAAGUCCAGGGUCCUGUGAGGGCCGCACCAGGUGACUCCGGGCACAAGGACCUUCCCAUGUUCUCUUCUGCCACCUCUCAGAUUGGGGUAGAAAGGGAGUAUUUCAAAACAUAUUAUUUAUUUUGAAAAACACACCUGCUUUUCUCAGCAGGCUCUGAGGCCAACUUCUCCCUCUGCUCCAGAGGGCACAGGAAGAACAGGGCCAGAACUUCAGGACUGGGCUAGAGGCAGGAAAUUGACCAAGCACCAGGGAUGCUGGGCACGCUACUCCAACUGCCCACUCACCCCGGCCUGCCAGGGUGGGCUGCUGUAGACCCCGUGCAGGUGAUCAGGCACUCUUCCAGGCAUUAGGACUUCAUGGAACAUUUCUCCUGGGCCCUCACCCCCUCACUCAACCGUGUGGUUCCCUGUAUCUGCUCUGUGGUCUCCUGGGGGCAGUAUCAGGGUGGAGGUUGCAAGGUAGCCAGGUGGUAGCCCAGUGUAGAAAGGCCCUUGGGUCCCCACAGGUGUCUGAUGACGCCCUAGCCUUUUAGUCGCUGGGUGUGUGCGUGUGACCUUUGCUUCCCAGAGGCAAGGGUGGCACUGGCUCCACCUCUGAGAUGGUGUUGCUAGAAUUCCAGAUGUUUAUAUGCAAAAUGACCAGACUGAGUUGUCAGUGGCUGCAGACCAACAGCCUUCUUGGAUGUAUUUACUAUUGUUUCUGGUCCCCUCUCCUUCUGACAUCCACGUGUUUCCGAAUCCAGAUGGUUCAGUUUGAGGAAGGUGACGGCAUCCAUUCAUUGCUAUUUCCUAACACCCGAGCUGAGUCUGGGCUUCCCACCCACUGCCGAGCAUGCGACUAUCUCUAGAGAGUCCCGUGAAUAGUCAGAUGGCUUGGGACCCACGAAAUGUAAAUAGCCUUGCCCGCUCUGGUCUCCCGAGCAAGUCCUGGGGGACAUUGGAGACUCGUCUGCAUUUGAAGUGUGAGAAGAGCAACCUCGUGAGGUUGAGGACUUCGACCUGGAAUUCAUACGGGCUGCAAGAGGAUGCGUUGCGAGGCUGGAGUUGGUGUCACGACGUGUGGACCUUGGUGGCCCUUUAAGCGGCAAACCUGGGAGUGAUGUACCAGUACAGAGCUAGAUCGUUAGUAGGGGAGACCAACUGAAGGUUUGCGGGCACCAGUCUGAUGAAGAGAAAGGCGGCCCGAAGUUACAGCGAUGGUGUGGCUGUUUGCAUCCCCCUUCAUCCUCGUUCUAACGUAGGAAGCGCUAACAUGUGGGACAGGCCCAGAGCUCAGUUCCCAGCCACACUGGCCCUGAGCCAUCAUUGGGUCCCUCUUGGAGAAUCUUUCCUUAUCUAACAGAGGCUCUGUCACAGCCUGGCCAGGGCUAAGGAAAGGAGCUGUCCACCCACUGCCUUGGUGGAUGGAGGCUCUUGGGAAGCAGCUCCCAUGGCCCUGGGGUUCCAGCCCCCUGCCAGGCUUCUUAAUCGCAGUCUUUGGGAGCAGGCCCCCAAACUGGACGGCCCCUGACGCCAUCAUGAAGAGAUGUAGUCCUGUGACUACUCCCUCCUGGCUCUGACUCUGGACUAGUUUGCCUGUCCUACCCUGUGUCUACCCAUUAGUUUCUUCCAGGGCCGUGUGCGAUCAAGUUGCACCUCAAACACCAGGGUCCUGUCUCUUCCUGCGUUUCCUUCUGUUGCUUCUGUGUGUCUACAGCUCCUGUGUUGGGACACCACUCUGGCAGAUCACUGCCCUCAAGGAAGCCACAUCAGGUACCAAAGCUGUACCAGACAGCCACGGCACAGGGAAACGAUGGGUCAAUGCCCUCCUAUGCUGCCAUCCCACGGCCCUUUACUCCACAUAGCCAGUGAUGACAAGGCCUUGGCAAGGGCAGCCCCCAGAGUGAGGGAGGCGUCUAUGUGCCGGGCUUGGGCUGGGGGUGGCUCCUGGGGGCGUUAAAAGGAGACAGCAAUUUGUAUUGCUUGUUUCGUGACGUGAGCCAGACUCGAGUGGGACUUUUCAGAGUGACAAGUGUCACCGUGAGUUCCAGUGUGGGAUGACUUAAUACAGGGGUUUGUGAUCUUGGAAAGCUGUCUCCCUGGCACUCCC
Molecule: messenger RNA, 4458 nt
Organism: Peromyscus eremicus (cactus mouse)
Lineage: Eukaryota; Metazoa; Chordata; Mammalia; Rodentia; Cricetidae
Gene: Stum
Product: stum, mechanosensory transduction mediator homolog
Exons: 3
Coding region: 96-638 (180 amino acids)
Source: RefSeq, a predicted model, not a curated record